Messenger RNA from Scomber japonicus (chub mackerel), 1473 nucleotides. RefSeq lists its product as uncharacterized. The coding region runs from base 1 to 1470 and encodes 489 amino acids. Gene Ontology annotation, biological process: regulation of apoptotic process. The record is from RefSeq and is a predicted model, not a curated record. Lineage: Eukaryota; Metazoa; Chordata; Actinopteri; Scombriformes; Scombridae. The transcript has 10 exons.
AUGGUCAUUUCCCUGAUGUUCACUGAUUCUAAAGGUUUACUUGUCACAUUGACUGGAAACCAGAAGAAGAGAGUUUGUGUGGAGGAAGAGCACAAAUCAGAGUCUCCAGUAUCUCCCUGUGUGUCCAAACAUCCUCCUCCAGACUUCACUCAUAAAGCUGGAUCCUCAGACUUAAAGGUGGAGGACAGACGGGGCAACGCUACACCUCCCACACAUAAUGAACCAAAUCCGUCCACAUCCAACACAAACCUCCAUGUGUCUGAGGACAGCAGAGACGAUCAGCUGGAUCCUGAUGAUCCAGAGAGGCUGAAGCAGCAGCAGCAGCUUGAGUGCAGAGAGAAUCUGACUGGGACGAGUCACUGGCAGGACUUCACACCCAAAGUGCUGACUGAGUCUGCAAACAUUUCAUACAGGUUCAGCUGUCCUUGUCCAGGUGUGUUCAGGUGUACUUUGACUGGACUGGUGUUUGGUACGGUUCAGGAGGCGGAGCUGCAGUACAGGACUGUCCAAUGGGACCAAAGCCUUCUACAACCAGCUGGCAAGAUGGCUGCAGGGCCGCUGUUCAACAUCCACAGUCCUGACGGUGCUGUCAGUCAGCUUCGCCUGCCACACUGUGAAACCAGGGAUGCUCCACUCCCUGAUGGUUUGCUGUCUGUCGUCCACAUCACUGAUGAUGGAAUGAACAUCCUGGAGCCGCUGGAGAUUACAGACACUCAUGUGGUUAUGAACGUCCCUCACUUCUCUCUCCUGGGCCUCGUCUGGGACGUUGUUAAGAGGUUCCUGAACAUCACACGACCAAUUAAGGGCCAGGUUCUGCUGUUCCUCCGACCUCCGGAUGAUGAUGAUGAUCAAAUACUUGAUGUAUUUCUGCUGCAGGGCAACAUUCCUCUGAGCGAGGUUGCUGCCCAACGAGGAGCAGCUGAGAACAUUGAGAUCUCUUCUCACUGUGAUCUCAGCAUUGGCCAAAGCUACAGUGUUCACUGUGAACCUGAAGCCUCCAUAAUCCAGCCUGAGUAUGCAGAAUUUGACACAAGGCUUGGACCAAACUUCUUCCCAACGUUUGAGGUUUUCCUCACAACAAACCAAAAGAAAGUGACUUUGAUGGUCCAAGACCAAGAGGGGACACAAAAGUGGAAUCGGGUGGUGAAACUGACAGGUCCAAGAAGUGGAAAUCUACAGAGGUAUCUCCCAGCAGGGGACAUCAACCCAGCAGAGAAGCUGCGGUUGGUUUGGGAAGAGUUUGUUACCAGAGUGUCUGAACCUAAUCUAAACCAGCUUCUGGAUAAACUUUUUGGGUUUGGUGUUAUAAACGAUGAUGAAAUGGAAUCGGCCAGAUCAGAAAUGCGAGCAAACAAAGCUCGAAAAGUGAUCGACAUGGUGCGAAGAAAGGGAACCGAAGCCAGCUCAUUUUUUAUCAUUGCCCUCCGUGUGGUGGAUCCAAAUCUUUCCAGACUGCUCAACUUAGGCUGAGUG